Mangifera indica (mango) is the source of this 1517-nucleotide messenger RNA. RefSeq lists its product as uncharacterized. The record is from RefSeq and is a predicted model, not a curated record. Lineage: Eukaryota; Viridiplantae; Streptophyta; Magnoliopsida; Sapindales; Anacardiaceae. The transcript has a single exon. Bases 128 to 1261 code for a protein of 377 amino acids.
AAAAAAAAAAAACCAUAACCCCCUCUCCUUGCUGUCUUGUCUUUGCUUCCAAUCUCCUUCUUCUUCCUCCUUUAAAAACAACAACGUAAGAAGAGAACGAAACACGCACACCAAACCCACCAAAUCAAUGGGUUGUGUUUCUUCCAAACUCGUCAAGAAAGAACUCCGCCGCGACAUCAUCCUCAACAGCGGCGGCGAGCACGUGGUCAACCAUGUCGUCUCUCUAACUUCCAGCACGUACGGCGUUCUCAAUCUCGAUAAGGAACAAAAACAACAACACGAAGAAGAAGAACCCAUUAAAGAGAUUGUUGCGGAGACGAAGAAGAAUGCGCAGACAUCGCCGCCUCGCGGAGAGCCAGAAGUCAUCAACGCAUGGGAGCUCAUGGAGGGUCUUGAAGAAGAAAUGCCCGUCACAAAUAAUUCAAAGAAGAGCCCAAAGUCGCGUGCUUUGCUUCGUGGGUUUGCGGAUGCUGAAGGGAAAAGUCCAUUGAAGUUCUUCAACCAGUUUGGUUCGCCGAGAAAGGUGAAGAAAUUUGGAGGUAAAGAGAAUAAGGUGCGUAUCAAUGGAGUGGUCACUGGACCAAUUAAAUCAGAAUUCAGCCCGAGGUCGAUCUUGAAAGUGAAUAAUUUUCUGUCAGAGAAAAAAGGGAGUUAUAGUCCUCUGUUUGAUCCGGAGCUUGUUGAAAGUUAUGAAAGAGAAUUAUCAGAAGAGAAAGAGCAUGUAAAAAGGGUCAUUUUACCAACAUUUAGCACUCGAAAGGCGAAGAUUUCUUCGGAUUCUAUCCUUGAAUCUUUCAAGAAGAAAUGUCCUCCGGGCUGUGAAAAUGCUGUGGUGAUUUACACCACCACAUUGAGAGGAAUAAGAAAGACAUUUGAGGAAUGUAACAAGGUGAGGUCCAUCAUCGAAUCACAUCAAAUACAGAUGCUCGAGCGUGACAUAUCGAUGGAUUCAGGGUUUAAGGAGGAGUUAAGAGCGUUAAUGGAGACAAAAGAAGUGAAAGUUCCAGUGGUGUUUGUGAAAGGAAGGUUGAUUGGAGGUGUUGAUGAGGUGGUGAAGAUGGAGGAGGAAGGGAAAUUGGGGAUUUUGUUUGAGGGAAUACCGACGGCGAUGGGCGGUUGUGAUGGAUGUGGUGGAGUGAGAUUUGUGAUGUGUAUGGAGUGUAGUGGAAGCUGCAAAAUUAUGGAUGAACAGCAGAAGAAAAUGGUGAGAUGUGGUGAGUGUAAUGAAAAUGGACUUAUCCGAUGUCCUAUUUGCUGUUGAUUUGGUUAAAAUUUACGAAAUUUCUGGAUUGAUUUUGAGUUUUUUAGGUGAGAUUUACAGUCACUUGUUAGGUGUAGAACAAAGGGCAUUUCUUGAAGAUGUUUCAUAUUAUUUUUAGGGUUUUUCCUAAAUUCCUUUACCACAUUUCAUCUUGUAUGGUGUUGUUUCAAGAUAUUGUAUACAGUUAUUGUUUCACUAGGAAAUAUAGGUAGAUAUUUCCUAUUUAUGGAAGAAUUAUUUGAUUUGGUUAUUUAAA